AUUAUAAUUGAAAUAACAAAAAUGCUAACAAAGUUGGUUAGUUUGGGUAAGAUCAACUCAAUUUGCUUCAGAUCAGUAUAUUAAUACAAUGUAUUUGGUGCUCCUUAUGAAGGAUUAGAUCCAUCAAAACAUAUCUACAUGAAUAAAGGACUCUAAAAUUGUAUUAUAUUAAUUUAAGUUAUAUAGAAUAUGAUGAUUUCUUUAGAUUGGGAGAUUAUCCAUAUGUAAAUGAUUAUCCUGUAAUGAUUGAUUCCCAAUAAUAUGUACCAUAAAUUGCAUAAUUGGUUGAAUCUCACGUUAAAUAGAAAUUCGUAAGAUUUGUUAUCUAUUAGAGUAAAAUGCAACAUUUACUGCUAAUGAGUAUGAUAAUGGUGAUGUCUGGGCAGCCACUUGGGAAGAGCUUGGAGUAAAUAAUUUCAAAGUAUUGACCCCAAACAUUUUAUUAAGACUUUCUGAAUGUAAUUACAAUCAAAUUAUAUUAUUUUAGCCAUUGUUGUUAAAGAAUCUAAAUGGACAUGGACUAAAGAACAAAGAUAUAGAUUACAUGUGACUUAAAUUGUUCUUGGACCAUAAGAUUAUACUCAUAUGCCUACUUAUUAUUUUAUCAAUGAUUACAAUUAACUUCUUUGGAUGUUAGCAAGAUAAUCCAAUAAUUGGACUUCUCCUGCUAUUAGGGGAGUACAAAAUCCAUUAGAGAAAUAACUAACCCAGGAUUUAUAACCUAAACCUAAGAUUUAAUCAUUGUUCAGAGACAGACCUGAAAAUAAUACAUUCUUAAAUAGGUUAUUAAAAGCAGUUCAUCAAUGAAUAUCAAUAAAAUAAAGCAUAU
Molecule: messenger RNA, 829 nt
Organism: Paramecium sonneborni
Lineage: Eukaryota; Ciliophora; Oligohymenophorea; Peniculida; Parameciidae
Source: the annotation of a GenBank genome assembly